Messenger RNA from Pseudophryne corroboree (corroboree frog), 5922 nucleotides. RefSeq lists its product as uncharacterized. The coding region runs from base 287 to 1261 and encodes 324 amino acids. The record is from RefSeq and is a predicted model, not a curated record. The transcript has 6 exons. Lineage: Eukaryota; Metazoa; Chordata; Amphibia; Anura; Myobatrachidae.
GCGAGCGGAUCCAUUCUGCCUCAUUAACAUUCUCCCCAGGGAGACAGGCUGCAACUCACUCACAAAAGGAAAUCUCUCCCAACUUUCUUCUCACCGCCUUUUCCACUCACUGCACUUGCUGUGGCUGAUUUCCCAUCCGUGCACCAGUCUCCUCAGUGCACCAGUCCCUGGAUACAGGAAUGGGCAUCCCUCCCUGAUACUUCUCCUUAGUACAUCUCUCCUCAGUGCAUCUCUCUGUACACAUCACACUACUGUAUUAGAGUCAUUAUCCUGUGCUGCUGAGACUAUGGGGAUCCACGGCUUGUAUCUCGGCUCGGUGACCCUCUGUUCCCUUCUUCUGGUCACCGACGGCCAGAACUUCAUGAUCAGAAACGUCCAGAUGGACAAGUGCCUUCACGUGGCAGAAGACACCGGCCGAGUCUCUCUGGCAAAGUGUAAAGUCCACUCUCAUCACCAGCACUGGACCUGGGACCCGAAGACCAGCUCCAUCGUCAAUGUGAACAGCAACAGGUGCCUGGCAGUGAUGAAAACGCUGCAUUUGCCCACGCUGAGGAUGGAACCAUGUGAGGGCAGAAGGAACCAGGCUUGGGUGUGCGACCAGGGUGGCCAUCUUACGCUGUAUGGCCAUGAGCUGCACCUGAACGCCAAACAAGGGACCAAGAAAGUGUUUGUGUCAAACGGCGUAGACAAGUUCAGUACAUGGAGAACACUGCUGGACUCGCCGGUCUGCGGGGAGACCUUCACCGACCCUACUCACGUCGAGCAAGACACAGACGGGUUCUAUGAUUCUAAAUUCAGAAGCACAACGGAGAACAUGAAACUUUCUCCCAAACUCCCGAUCGUCAGCGAGUGGACGAGCAGCACUCAGAUUCCUGGAGAGAACUACACAGCAGAAGCUGCUACGCAGCCAUCCGUCAGCUCCUGGGACCGGCUGAGUGAGAGGAUCUAUGUGUUUGAGGAAAACAACUGGGGCUGGAAGACAGCCAUGCUGAUCCUGAGCCCGCUCACCUUUAUCCUGGGGGCCAUCAUACUGAUGCUGAAUGUCCGCGUCAACAAAAAACGGAAGCUUUUAUCUGCGCUGCCAAGUGGGGCGAAAUCCCACCGUACGUUUGGUUCUUCAUAUGAGCAAUCACCUCUCACAGGCACAGUAGAUCCCAACGAGUACCCAGGACCGGAUCCCAAUUCCCCAACCCUGAGACAUGGAGAGAUCCUGAUCGAGUGGAAGGAUGGCACCAUCACUCCUCUGUAUGACCAUCAAUAGGACUGUGCUGCUACAUAUAGGAAAACCCGUAUGCAGACCUGUAUAUGUGCCAAGAUCAAACCCUUUCCAAACUACCCAUCGUGAAACUACACUGUCCAGGGAUGUUUGCCAACUACAAUCUGCCUCUUCCAGACUGACCUGUGGAUGUAUACCAACUACACUAUGUUCCUCCCAGGUGCUCCAACAGAUGGGACAACAAUAAACUCUGUCCUUUCCUGAAGCUCAAGUAUAUGGGGCAUUAACAAUCUCUGCUCCCCAGAGUCCACAGAUUAUGGAUGAACAUCACAGUGCCCCUUCCAAAUACUCCAGUAGAUGGUGUAGCAACAGUCUCUGUCCCCUUAUGACUUCCAAUGGAUGAAUGAUCACCACAUUCUAUUCUAGAUGCUCAAGUAGAUGGGAUAUCAAACCAAGUCUCCUAGAGUGGAUGUCUCCUCCCCCACAUUCUGUCCCUUCCAGAUUCUCCAGCAGAUGCAUGACCACCACAUUCUAUUCUAGAUGCUCUAGUAGAUGGGACAUCAAUCCAAGUCUCCUAGAGCAGAUGUCUCCUCCUCCACAUUCAGUUUCUUCCCGAUACUCCAGUAGAUGCAUGACCACCACAUUCUAUUCUAGAUGCUCUAGUAGAUGGGACAUCAAACCAAGAAUCCUAGAGCUGACGACUCCUCUACCAUAGUCUGUCCAUUCCAGAUUCUCCAGCAGAUGCAUGACCACCACAUUCUAUUCUAGAUGCUCUAGUAGAUGGGAUAUCAAACCAAGUCUCCUAGAGUGGAUGUCUCCUCCCCCACAUUCUGUCCCUUCCAGAUUCUCCAGCAGAUGCAUGACCACCACAUUCUAUUCUAGAUGCUCUAGUAGAUGGGACAUCAAUCCAAGUCUCCUAGAGCAGAUGUCUCCUCCCCCACAUUCAGUUUCUUCCCGAUACUCCAGUAGAUGCAUGACCACCACAUUCUAUUCUAGAUGCUCUAGUAGAUGGGACAUCAAACCAAGAAUCCUAGAGCUGACGACUCCUCUACCAUAGUCUGUCCAUUCCAGAUUCUCCAGCAGAUGCAUGACCACCACAUUCUAUUCUAGAUGCUCUCGUAGACGGGACACCAAACCGUGUCUCCAACAGCAGAUGCCUCCUCCACCACAUUCAGUUUCUUCCCGAUACUCCAGUAGAUCUAUGACCACUACAUUCUAUUCUAGAUGCUCUCGUAGACGGGACACCAAACCGUGUCUCCUACAGCAGAUACCUCCUCCACCACAUUCAGUUUCUUCCCGAUACUCCAGUAGAUGCAUGACCACCACAUUCCAUCUAUUACGUAUGAUCUUGUAGAUAAAACAACAACCCUACAGAUGCGCAAGCAAAUUAAACAACAAUAAGCUGUGCAUACCAUCGAGUGUAUAAAUCACUGCAUUCCAUAGAUGAGGCAUCUGCAAACCCUGUGACUUACACUUUUUUAGUGGAUGUAUGAUCACCACAAUCUGUCCGUUCCAGAUGCAGCAAUAGAUGAGACAAGGACAAACCCUCCCCAUCCUGAUUUUAUAGAUAUCAAAUUUACAAAUUGUGCCCACGCCUUGGGAUAAAAGGCCACCUGACCAUAUUCAGUCCAUUCCAAAUACUCCUAUAGAUAUGAUGACAGCAAACAAAGUCUCCUCCAGACUCUCGUUGGUGAGGCAAAAACAAGCCCUACCACUAGACAGUCAGAGGAUGUAUGACCAACUCAUUCUGUCCCUUCCACAUGCUCCAGUAGACUAGGCCUGGGCAAUCCCUGUCCGCAUCAAAUGUUAGACCAGCAGAUUGUAGAGUUGGCCAUCCCCAGCACAUUGACACUUCCAGACUCUUUGAUAGAUAUCUGACGACCAGCCCUCAUCCCUUCCGGACACUCCAGAGGACUAGAUCCUUCACAGAGGUUUCUUUUCAUAUUCCCAAAUCAAUUUCUUGACAAUCAAAAUUGUAAUCUUUUCUAGAAUUAACACAAGACACAAGGUAUCAUUGCUCUGGCCAACCAAGGUCAUUAGCCAUUCAACCUAUAGAGUCUAUGUUAUAGUGACCAUACAUGCUGCAACAUUUAUUCUUGUAUUGGGCAUUUGGCUAGAUAACGCAUGGCGUAUGGCCACAAAACAAGUACUGGUAACGGUAAUGAUUCUAUCCCAGCUGAUUAGUAAAUUUAGUAGGAAGAUACCUGAAGAUGGUCACUAUCAGCCGGCGUAUGCGGUCACCUUCCCAUCACACUAACAGGUCCCACUGAAGCCAGUCACCCGAACACAUAGAAGGUGUCAUAGGACCAAUUGACGUCUUGUGUGAGGCCAAACUAGGUGCUUAUUGGGUCACGUGAUGCUGAGCCAUAGUAUAUGGCCCAUAUGUCGGUGCCUGUAGAUUUGUACUUUUCUGCACGGCCUGUAUGGAAGAUACUAGCUCACGUAGGGCCUGAUUCAUAUUUGUAAGUAAAACAAAAAACGCAAAUAACUUUGUGUCUGGAACAAACCAUAGAAACAUAGAAUUUGACGGCAGAUAAGAACCACUUGGCCCAUCUAGUCUGCCCAUUUUUUUUAUCCUUUAGGUAAUCGCAACCCUCUUUGAACCUUAAUUCGUUGUAAGGAUAUUCACAUGCCUAUCCCAAGCAUGUUUAAACUGCUCCACAGUCUUAGCCUCUACCACCUCUGAUGGGAGGCUAUUCCACUUAUCCACUACCCUUUCUGUGAAAUAAUUUUUCCUUAAAUUUCCCCUCCAGUUUCAGUGUAUGUCCUCGAGUUCUAUUACUUCUCUUCCUUUGAAAAAUGUUUCCAUCCUGAACUUUGUUAAAACCUUUGGUAUAUUUGAAAGUUUCUAUCAUGUCCCCCCCUUCCCUUCUCUCCUCCAUACUAUACAUGUCAAGAUCUUUUAGCCUUUCCGGGUAAGUUUUGUGAUGUAGGCCAUGCACCAUUUUAGUUGCCCUUCUUUGUACACUCUCUAAUGUACUAAUAUCCUUCUGGAGAUAUGGCCUCCAGAACUGGACACAGUAUUCCAGAUAAGGUCGCACCAAUAACCUAUACAGUGGCAUUAUUACUUCUCUUUUCCUGCUACUGAUUCCUCUCCCUAUGCAACCAAGCAUCUGACUUGCCUUCCUCAUUGCUUUGUUGCAUUGCUUUCCUGCCUUUAAGUCACUUGAAAUAGUGACUCCUAAAUCCCUUUCCUCCUCAGUAGUUUCCAUUAUAGUACCCUUGAUACUAUAUUUAGCCUUUGGGUUUUUGAGACCCAAGUGCAUGAUUUUGCAUUUUUUAGCAUUAAACUGUAGUUGCCAUGUUCUUGACCAUUUUUCAAGCCUAGCUAGGUCAUCAAUCAUUUGUUUUACCCCUCCCGGUGUGUCUACCCUGUUGCAUAUCUUUGUAUCAUCUGCAAAAAGGCAUACUUUCCCUUCAAUACAAUUUGCAAUGUCACCAACAAAGAUAUUAAAGAGAACCAUGUUGCAGUGGGGUGUGGAUCAGUAGAUAGACAGUGUCUAGGUCGACCACUAUAGGUCGACAGUCACUAGGUCGACAGGGUCAGAAGGUCGACAUGUUCUAGGUCGACAGGUCAAAAGGUCGACAUGAGUUUUUAAUGUUUUUUUGUGUCGUUUUCUUCGUAGAGUGACCGGGAACCCCAAUUAGUGCACCGUGUCCGCUCGCCAUGCUUCGGGCAGAUUACCGUUCCAAUCGUAGUCCACGUGGAUCGUUAAGUAUGAAAAAGUAAAAAAAACAAAAACAAACAAAAAACCUCAUGUCGACCUUUUGACCUGUCGGCCUAGAACAUGUCGACCUUCUGACCCUGUCCACCUAGUGACUGUCGACCUAUAGUGGUCAACCUAAACAUUGUCGACCUAGACACUGUCAAUCUUCAGACCGGAUCCCGUUGCAGUGCAAGGGGAGACAAUACAUUUACAAUGUUUCUGUGCAGGGUAAAUACCGGCUGCUUUUGCAUGUAGCCCGGAAAGGUUAGACAGCUUUAUUUUUACACUGCAAUUUAGAUUUCAGUUUGAACACACCCCACCCAAAUCUAACGCUCUCUGCAUGUUAGGGGGCAUACACACGGGGCGAUUUUUGGCUAUUUUCUAAGUGACCUGUCUAGAUCGCUUAGAAAUGAAGCACGGACCACUUCGUGCGUACGCCCCAUAGCGAUGUGCGGACCCGCGCGUCGCCAUCGCCCGCUCAUAUCUUUAGCACAUGCAUGAUCUAGUUAGAUCGUCUAGCACAGAUUGCUCAGCACACAUCACUGUGUGUAUAGCGGUGUGUGCUGAGCAAUCUGUGCUACCCUAGAUCGCUCAACACACAGCACAAGUCGCCCCGUGUGUAUGCCCCCUUACAUCUGCCCCACCUGCAAUGCAGCAUGGUUUUGCCCAGUUGCUUGCUUUUAUGCUUUACUUACAAACAUAAAUCGGGCUAAUAGUACUUAUGAAAGCUAUGAUACAUUGGAUUCUAGUUAGGGUGACCGAUAUCCAUCGCUGCCGCCAUCUUCAUAAGUAACACAAGCCAGCCAUAGCCAGACUCUACAAUUGUGUUGUAGAAAUUCAUUCACUGUAGGUGCCAUCUGUGUAUAUGGUUGCGUAUAUUUCACUGGCCCUAAUCCGUGCCCCCUCCUUUCUACAUACUGUACUAUAGAGUAGACAAUCCCUCAGCUGCCGACUGUAGUCUGAGAGGAAAGCUGAAUAAACGGAACACGUCACAAUGUC